AUGCAGGUGCUGCUGCAGCAUUCGGGCCGCCCCGUACAGCACCACCACCUGGCCUUCCACCAUCUGGAAUUAGUCGUCCCGGCUUUGCUCAAGUACUCGGUCCGCCCCAUCCAGAACCUCCACGUGGCCUUCCACCACCUGGAAUUGGUCGUCCCGGUAGGCCAGAUCGGAUGCUUCAUUGUGACGCCGACCACAUGUGGUGCUGAACUAGUCGGUCCACCUCGUCCAGCACCUCCACCUGGCCUUCCGCCACCUAGAAUGAGGGGUCCCGAACUACGCACACCGCGCCAAGCGCAAGAGCAGUGCGUGUUAACACCGUUAGAGCCCUGGGAAUAUUGCCAUUUUGGGCUUAAAGCUGGGCUGCUACGCAUACUGUGUCAUGUCGAACACCCGCCUUCUGUGAUCCCCUUGUCGUUCAACAUAGACGGUCUUCCGUUAUCGAAAAGUUCGAAAAUGCAGUUGUGGCCUAUUCAGUGUAUUGCCCAUGGCUGUGGCGAUGGAACACCGUUUCUUGUUGGUGCCUUUGCUGGGCUGUCAAAGCCAGCAUCCUCGUGGGAGUUUCUGAGGCCAUUCGUUGUAGAGUUACAAGAAUUGAUUUCGGAAGGUGUUGCUGUAGAUGGCAGUGUUGCUCAAGUUAGUAUGGCAUAUGCAAUCGUUGAGUUUUUGGCCCUGCGAGAAGUUGAAGUGGUACCAUCAACAUGGAUAAAAGGGAAUCGGUGUGCCUGGCCACCAGAGCACAUUAAAGGAGACAAGAUUGUCACAAUGGUAAAAAAAGCAGCAAUGCCGGAUGCUUCCUGGAAAUGCCUUGAGCUGUCUGUAAAGGGGCUGUUUGGAACCUACGAGUUGGCAAGGAGAAAGCUCAACCGAAGUGAACGGGACUCAGAUUUGAACAAAGACUCGGAUGUUCCACGGAAGAGAUCAAGGAAACCACCUCAGCCAUGGUCAGACUCUGAUGACUCCGAGGCAUCACAAACACCAGCUAAAACGCAACAAAAAGGAGCAGUGCCUGUUCCUAGGAAUUUCCCACUGGGAUUGGCCUCUGCUGAAUGUGGAGAACAAUCUGAAGGCUGCAGUGAAAGUGAUUUUCAGGAAUUGGCAUCACUUUGUGAGAAGGACACCUCUUGUGUGGGUCAAGAACGCUCGUGACCAUUUGACUCAUCACCCGCGAGAGAUCAAGGUAACUCAUUGAUAACACUUUUGUAUAUAAGGGAAAAUAUGGGGGAUGAUCGUGUAAACCAG
Dermacentor andersoni is the source of this 1239-nucleotide messenger RNA. RefSeq lists its product as uncharacterized. The record is from RefSeq and is a predicted model, not a curated record. Lineage: Eukaryota; Metazoa; Arthropoda; Arachnida; Ixodida; Ixodidae.